CACUGCAUUGCAUUGCAUUGAGAAACUACUUUGAACAUAGGGUUUUAUCCCAUUCAUUUCAUAAUGGCCACCUUCUUAUGCCCCUUGCAAUAGUAAAUGCUGUAAAAUACGCCAUAUUUUACACCAUUUACUUCCAAAAUCAGUAGAGUUUUGGUUUCUUAAACAAAUCAGUUUCAAACUUACAGAGCACACAGUUUAUAAGAAGUAGUAAAGAGCGUCAAAUCGGAAAUAUAUAAGAAAAGUGGAAUAACAAAUAAGAAGCCCUUUUUGGAGGAGCGUCGUCUUCGUCAUCUCGUCAAUGUUAUAGAAGCAGGAAUUUAGAUUAACUUUCAAAUUUUAAAUGACAACAAUGGAUUCAUCACUAGUUUUUGAAAACGUGAGCAGGCUGGGCGAUCUCACAAUUUCUCAAAAAAUCCAACUUGUUCUAGUUCUUGAGGCAGGACCAGCACUGGAAUUAGUAAUUGGGAGUGAUCAACCUUUACUGUAGAUAUUUUCCCAUUUCGUAUCUCAAUGGCACUGGACUGUUAAAAAGGAACCGGAUAGAUAACAUUUUUUAAAAGUUUAUUUUUUUUGUAAUCAAUUAAAAAAAACCAAGAUGGUAGCAGUUGACAAAAUUAUCUAAUUGUGUUCAUACAGUUAGGUAAUUGUCAACUUGAUAAAUAUUUUCCCAACUGUGUUUAUGAAGUUGACGAUUAGUUAGCGAAAAGGGAGAGAGAUUAGACUGGAAGUAGUCGAGUUUUUUAUUGGAAUUAGGGAACGAGAGUUUUUUUCGAUAGGUAUAUAGGUUAAGAAAUAUUUAGAAAAUGUCCCUUGUGGAGGAGUUUACAGAGGGAUCCGAAGACAAGCAAAAGUACAAUGUUAAUUCCUACGUGAAGCGAGCUGGACCCCUCCUCCUCGGACCCCAAUUGUGUAACUCUCCCGUCAAAUGUGUGACCCACUGUCUGGCCAGGAAAGAUGGCACGGACCAGUUUUACACGGUCAAGAUUUUGACCCUCCCCGACCCAGCUGUUGGUGAAUCCACUGACGACAUCCAAGGCAAGAUCCUUCUGCAUACGGAGUGCAGUUUAUUAAAACGGCUCAACGGUCAGAAAGGCGUUGUUCAGCAUUAUGGAAUGUAUAAGGACCUUGCAGAGGAAGAGGUCGAUGUGGGUGGAAAAGGGUACAGCACGGGGCGUAUGCAGGAAAGAAUAUGCCUCGUUUUAGGAUGUUACAUGCCCCAUGAUUUUUCUCCCGAGUAUACCUCCUUGGUAAAUCUGCAGCAGUUUGUGAUCAAGGAGAAGAAACUGUCAGAAUCAUUGGCCAUCAAGAUAUUUUAUAAUGUUGUCAAAGUUGUGAACAAUCUACAUAAACAAAACGUUGUUCACCGUGACCUCAAGUUGGGAAAUAUCGUUUUGGACAAGGAUACCAAGGAGGUCACCCUGACCAAUUUUGGUUUGGGUAAGCAUCUUAGCACAGAAGAUGAACAACUUAGAGACCAGCGAGGCUCUCCAGCGUAUAUUUCUCCAGAUGUUAUCAGUGGAAAACCGUAUGUUGGCAAGCCAUCAGAUAUGUGGGCCUUGGGCGUGGUGCUUUACACAAUGCUGUAUGGGCAAUUCCCAUUCUACGAUUCUAGCCCAACUGAACUAUUCCGCAAAAUUAAGCUCGCCGAUUACACGAUUCCAUCGGAACACACAGUGUCGCAGCCGACAGUGAAGUUGAUCCAGUCCCUCUUGGUUUUGGACCCACAUGCGAGGUUAACUGCAUCAAAAACACUGGCAAGGCUGGACGAAAUAAUUCGUGCGGGGGAAGCGUUUUUGGUUGAUUCUAAUUUGCAGGUCGUCCCGGACUUUAAUCUGGGCCAGGACUAUGACGAUGACUAUCAACGCGGCAGGCAAUUUCGGCGACAAAUGACGUUUCCGGAAAUGAGUGGAGCAGAUAUCGAAAUGAUGUUAUCUGUCCUAUCAAAUCCCACGUCCAACAAGGCCAGCGUCAAAGACGAGGAAUCUGUUCAUGAGCCUCCAACUAAAGUUUCUAGAUAUCCAUCCCUUGGAGGACUCGCCAAUUUGAAAGUGAUUUGUGCCGAUGAGCCCACCAGAAUCGUACCAUCCGUGGAUAUGGCGACAAUUCGAGAAAGAGUUAACGCCAUUAGCACGCCGUCAUCAGACGCCGCCGUGAUCACUAAUGCAACAAGGAAUGCAGUUAUUACUACUACUACUCAGGCACCACCAGUCCUAACGACACCAUCAUCAUAUAGACCGACAAGUAAUACUUCUUACCUUGUUCGCAGCAAUAACACGACUUUUCCGCAAAUCGGUGCCGCUGCGCGCGCUAUUGUUGUCGCAAGACGAAGACGUAAUCAGAAUUUAAACUUGGCUCUAUCACUAUCAUCGUAUGCGAAAAAGCCCACCACCGCGUCAUUUCCUUCAGCCAUUAACAUGUCAAGCCGGAAGCGAUCGCAUCGCAUCGGGGUUGCAUCACGGUAAAAGAUUCGCCCAUACACAAAAUUGGUCAAGUCAUGUUGAAGGUUUUACGUAUACAUACACUGGCUCUUUUUCUGGUUUCAUGAAAAUUUUAUAGUUAGGAAAACUUACUAUAAUAGAAAUAAUACAUAGCUACAGGUACAACGUGCAGUCGGGAAAUUAAGUUUAGUAGGUAUAUUUAAAUAUUAGAUUCCAGGUACUACCUAAAAUGCGGGAAAUUAGUUUUAAAAGUUGUAUUUAUAGUUAUGAAUAAUUCUGUAUUCAAUUCCUCCAAGUAAUUAAUUUUAUUGGUAACAUUUCUGGUCAAGAAAGGCAAACAAACUCAUAUACAUAGAGUUCCAUAAGCAAAGAUUUCGAAGCAUCACAUACCAAGAAUUAGCCAACUUUUUAUUUAAUUAAGUAUAUUUAAGGCGUUUUAACAAAUGGUGGAAUUUCUCCUUCCCUACUUUGCACAGCAAUGUGAAUUGUAGGAAAAGAAUCUCCAAUUAUUAUGAUACAAAUCAGCAACCAAGCGAUGAAAAUAAGGCCGAAUUUAAUAUUAAAUCGGUUGUGAUAUGUAAGGGAAAAAACUAGGCUAGAAAAUCUAGGUACUACUGGUACUAGUAGGUACACAAUAGAUAUGCAUUAAAGUGACGACACGAGUCAACUGCCACAUGUUAACUCCUGACCUGUGACCCAUCUCAUACCUGAAGUCUAAGUCUUGAGUAAUACAUAUGUGCCAGUUGACUCAUGUCGUCGUCACACUUUAAUCAUACAUACAUAGUUCGGACAUCUUGGACUACCUGUCCACCAACAGAAACAAGUAACACAAGCGAGCACUCACUCUGCUUAAUAUAAAAGGAUAUAAUUUGACAAUUAUAAAAGGACAAGUUUGAUCUUUCAUCUUCAUAAAGGGUGAAAGAAUUAACUUCCCAAUAGCAAUGAGAAGAAAGGCAUACAUAGGUUUGUACCCUUUGUACUGAAUGCGUGUAAUCCAUCCAGAAACGAAAUGAUUCUCCAAACACACAUGACGCUCAUUAUAAUAAUCCAUAAGUUUUAAUUAUCAUUUACUAGAUAAGUUUUCAUUCAUUAUCUAUGAUACACUUUUUGAAAAGAAUUUUAAGAAAUGUUGCUUUGUGGUUUUAUAUUUUGGUUAAGUAUUUCAGAAAUCAAAGUCAUGCUUCAUCAUCAAUCAUCCUCGUCAGGCAUCCAUUUUAUAUUAGGGAUGCAUGGAAGGGAAAAACCAGGCAACUUACAAAAAAAACUAUUCUAACUUUUGAGAGAACAGGAAAAAAGUGCAAACCUGCAAACAGUUUAUACAAGUCAUGUUAUUUGCAUGCAUGUAAAACAACAUGUGACAGUUAAAAACUGCAGAACAGAACAUAGGCCAAAUUGGUAGUGACACAAUUGUGACAAUGACAAUGAGAGAAAGACAUAUAUUUUAAAGUUGAGAGCAUGAGGCAUAUAAAAAAAAUGGGCUUCACAGCAUCAGCAUUCGUCUUUCAAGAUUUCGUCAACGCGUCAAAUUCGGAAGUCAUCUACAGUAUCACGACAUAUUGCGCCGCCCGCGCUGCUGCGUUACGAAAAGUAUUGUGCGUGCUUAUAUCUCGCGCCGCGUCGCGUGCGUUCCUGCGUUUUACUCCAAUGAAAUAUGUGCGUUUUAAAAUAAAUUCCCUCCCCCCCAUUCCCGUUAAAAAUCCCAGCAAGUGAUUAGUGCUAUAAUCAUGAGCAGUGAACUUGAACAAUGUUUCAGUGAGUGAUAUAGCAUUAUUUUAACCAUCACUUUUACUACGUCAAUUUUACAGUUGGCUUUUGAGUUAGUAAUUUCCACAAGGUUUUUAUUCAAUGUGGCUGCAGUCCACGGUUUAAUUUACCAAAAUGCGAGUUUUACUAUUAUGUAAAAACAGUAACGUAAUAUUAACUUUUAAGUGAUAGGUACUUUUACUAAAUACAAUUUUAGAUGAUGAAAAACCUUGAUUUUCAAUAAUGUGCUCUUCAACAAUGGAUUGCAUUAUUGCUACAGCCGAGCAAGUCAAUAAUGAGUGUAAAAAAACAUUGUAAUCAAAAUCCACAAUUUUUAAAAUUUUGAAUUCAUUCAGUAAAUUGUGAUAGUGCGUUUUAUAAUUAUAUAAUUGCACGGGUAUUCAUCGCGGAUACCGUUUUGAUUUUAAUUUCUUCCUCCUCUUGAGAACCAAAAUUAUUUAAUCAAUCCAGAAUUGGAAAAUCCUGCACUAUAAUGUUGUUCGCUAUAUAAUUAUUAAAUAUUUAAUUAUCUAUUUAUUUUUAUGUUAGUGUUAAAUCUUUGUUAACAAAUUAGAGAGAGAUCAAGUCAGGAUUGAGAGUAUAGCGUUCGGAUGACUUUGCAGUCAUCCUAUUAUUACAAAGCGUUAUGAUGAAAAAGUCCAAGUUGGUUCGUGCUGAAUCCUCCAUUCACAGCUUUCAUGAAUACCUGAAUACCGAGGUGACUCAAUGAUAGCUGACGAUAGUUAAAGGUUUAAAUGAUAAAUUGUUCUUGACCAUGGUUGGCUAUCAUUUUGUUUUUGACCUUUUUUUCUCUGGAGAUUCAGCCAGCCCAGCUCGGACAAAUUUCUUAAUUCCGCAUUGUUCCACACGGUCGCUAACCUUGCCCUGGCGCUAUUUUUCCGCAGAAAAAUAAAUAAACAAAAUAAUAUAUUGUGCGUUAUUUCUUA
Molecule: messenger RNA, 5128 nt
Organism: Folsomia candida
Lineage: Eukaryota; Metazoa; Arthropoda; Collembola; Entomobryomorpha; Isotomidae
Product: serine/threonine-protein kinase 40
Exons: 9
Coding region: 804-2462 (552 amino acids)
Biological process (GO): protein phosphorylation
Molecular function (GO): ATP binding; protein kinase activity
Source: RefSeq, a predicted model, not a curated record